Molecule: messenger RNA, 552 nt
Organism: Helobdella robusta
Lineage: Eukaryota; Metazoa; Annelida; Clitellata; Rhynchobdellida; Glossiphoniidae
Exons: 4
Coding region: 1-552 (183 amino acids)
Source: RefSeq, a predicted model, not a curated record
AUGGCAACCGACAAUUUCCCAUUCAUCAUGCCAAUGUACGUCGGCGCGCUUUCAAAAUGGACGAGCCACACAACAACCACACAACAGCCAUACAACAGCCACACAACAACACUCGUAGACGAAGACGUCAAAAUUAUUAAAAAAAAUUACACUAACAACUACAAAUACAACUUCAACUACCUUGACAACACCAACAACAACAUCAAUAACAACUUCAACAACAUCAACAACUUCAAAAACAACUUCAACAUCAACAAGAACAACAACAUCAACAAGAACAACAACAUCAACAACAAUUUCAACAACAACAGCAACAACAUCAACAUCAGUGACAUGAACAACAUCAAAAAAACCUCCAACAAGACAAGCAACAAAUUACAGGACUGCUAUUCAGUUGUGAUUAAAUCUCACUGGGCAUGCGAGAGAUUGUGCAUGAAACAUGAAACACCGUUCCUCACUGGAGAUUUGAACCCGAGAACCACGCGCUAUCUAUCUCUUAUCGCGGAAAUUUCAUUUCGAAACAUAAAAUUAAAAAUGAAACAAUGUUACUAA